AAUAGCUUUUGUACAGAAAAGCGAAGGUUUCCUAACACUUGUGUGAGUCACUUUCUCAUUAGCGGGUGCGACUGAUGACGAGUUGACGGACGCUGUGAUAACUAACUUUUAUUUUUAAAUUCCUUGACCACAAGGCACGACACGGGCUAUUGUUUAUUGUGCAGUCACGUCCUUCGUACCCGCUACACGGUUUCUUUACUGCUUCCAAUCAAUAUCUUAAGAUUAAUAAUGUCGUCCCGUAAGACCGCCGGCCGUCGUGGCACCAACAAGAAGCGCGCCCAGCGUGCCACAUCCAAUGUGUUUGCUAUGUUCGACCAGGCACAAAUUGCAGAGUUCAAAGAAGCAUUCAACAUGAUUGACCAGAACAGGGAUGGAUUUGUUGAUAAAGAUGACCUCCAUGAUAUGCUUGCAUCACUGGGUUCACGGCACAUAGUUGCACCCUCGCCUGAUGGUAAGAACCCCACUGAGGAGUACCUAGAAGGUAUGAUGAACGAAGCUCCCGGCCCCAUUAACUUCACCAUGUUCUUGACACUGUUUGGUGAGAGGCUCCAAGGUACUGAUCCCGAGGAUGUCAUCAAGAAUGCUUUUGGUUGCUUCGACGAGGACAAUACUGGAGUGAUUAACGAGGAGCGACUCCGCGAGCUGCUCACCACCAUGGGAGACAGGUUUACCGACGACGACGUCGACGAAAUGCUCCGUGAGGCGCCGAUCCGCGACGGGCUCUUCGACUAUGUGGAGUUCACCCGCAUCCUCAAACAUGGCGCUAAGGACAAGGAUGAACAAUAAACGGAUGAUUUGAUGGAAUAAGAAUUGUUGUCAGCUGUUUAUGUGCACAGGUAAGAUCAGUAGAGUCGCCUUCUUUUAAAUUUGUUUCACAUCACUAAGAGCUACGCUCUUGUCGGUGUAGCAUUCUCCAUUCUUGUCUAUCAAAUACCAAUUCCUUCACUUUCUCAUAAGACAUGACGUUCGUUUUCUCUUUAAUCUGUCCCAUGUAAGCUCUUCUCGGUCUUCCUCUUCCUAUCUUUCCUUGUAGCUUUCCUUCUAUGAUGUUUUUAAUAAAGUCGUGUCUUAUUAAUUUUGUUUAUUGCAAAAGUAUAUUUUCUUUUUUAAUUGAAAAAGGUGGAGUACAUAAUUCGGUUAAUAAAUAAGAGUCGUUGAUAUGAAAAUAACUUAAGCGACAGAGCAUGCUUAUCAUUAUAAUUAAAAUAUGAAAUUAUUUAAACAGCUGAAACAAUUUUUAUUUAUCAAAUUAAAAUAACGGGGCAAUAGUCUAUGGCACCUUUGGCACCGAUAAAAAAGAAAGUUGAUCAAAAAAAAAAAUAGAAUGGAAAAAGCCAGGGUGUCCAACCUUUUUUAAAAUCUAGAUUUUAUAUUGCCAAACUAAUAAAUAUAUUAUCGGUAAGAUAUUAAUCAGUAGACAUAAGUUAGGUCGAUAUGGAUUUCAAGUUAAUCUCAAGAUAUCUGAGGUGCUAGUUACAAUACAAUGUAGUUGUUUGGCAUUUGAUUGGAUUCAUGCAUUUAUCAAAUUGUUCCCCUCUUUUGGACCAUAGUUCUUUAAGUUUUAAUAUGUGUACUUACUCAAUCGGUGGUUCUGAUUUUGUGCAAAAGUGCUACAAUUCAUUCCUAUUAGACAUCUAAAAAAAGCAUUUUUUCUUUUGAAAUGAAUUGUUUGCGAGGAUAAUGUACUACAUUUUUGUUGGUGAUUACAUCCUUUAGUUUUUGAAUCCUGUUUAUAGUUUAUAUAGUACAUACAUUCAUAUCUAUUGGGUCUUAAUAUGAUUCAAAGUAGGUAUAAGUUAAGACGAAUUUAUUGGCUGAUUUACUUCUAUCAAGUUUGACAGGAUGUACAUUCGUCAAUUUUAAUUUUUAACCCAAAUAAUGGAUGAUGGAAAUUCUCAGUCAUAAUUUUUACGCCAUCUUUAAAAUUAAAAACAAAAAAUGUAAGGGUGUAAUCGUCACCAUGGUACAUAUUCCGUCACUUUUUAAGAUUGAUUGAUUGACUUGAUAUGUUCAAAUUAUGAAUUGAAAAGUGUAAGGUCGAAAUUCUUCACUAAGUAUUAUUGCAGUAAAGUAAGUGUGUCUAUGUAAUCAUGUAUGUAUUUAUUUUGCCAUUUAUGUAUAAAUACAGUUUAACGUCUA
Molecule: messenger RNA, 2139 nt
Organism: Pectinophora gossypiella (pink bollworm)
Lineage: Eukaryota; Metazoa; Arthropoda; Insecta; Lepidoptera; Gelechiidae
Gene: sqh
Product: myosin regulatory light chain sqh
Exons: 5
Coding region: 229-786 (185 amino acids)
Biological process (GO): post-embryonic development; locomotion
Cellular component (GO): cytoplasm; myosin II complex
Molecular function (GO): calcium ion binding; myosin heavy chain binding
Source: RefSeq, a predicted model, not a curated record